CCUAAAUGUACUUUGGCACCAAAAAUUCACAAAUCCUUCCAAAAGGUUCUUUUUCCUCCUCUCCCCCAAACACCCAAAAGGGAAAAAAGGAAAGAAAAAAAAAAGGAUCAAAAUUAUUCACAAGCGAAUGUUUCCUUCUUACUGGGUUGAUAAUGGAAGCUGAUGUUUCUAUUCUUUCAACAAAGUAAAAGUUUACCUUUUUCUGGGAUUUUCUUGAAAAUUAGCGUAAAGUGUUGUGGGGUUUAUGAGAUUUGGGAUGUGCCUGUGGAAUCAAAGAUGGUGAAUUGAUACCUUUUGUUUUUGUGGGCUUUUGGGUUUUUUCUUUUCUUGAUAAUUGGCUGAAAGGGUUUACUGGAGAUGAUGAAUUUGUGGGUAUUUUGGUACUUGAGUGUUGUUUGUCUUUUGGGUUCUAGAGUGCUUGGUAAUGUGGUUUUGGUAGGAAAGAACGAGACUUUAUCGUUUGAAGGCAUUGAAGCUAAUUUUGCUCCCUCAGUAAAGGGAUCAGGCAAAUGCGGGACACUGUAUGUGGCGGAGCCUUUAGAUGCUUGCUCGACUUUGACUAACAAGGUUGAACCAUUUGAAAAUAGCACCCAUGAUCUAUUCUUGCUGAUAAUAAGGGGUGGAUGUAGUUUCGAAGAUAAAGUCAGACAAGCCCAGGCCGCAGGUUUCAAGGCAGCCAUCAUCUACAACGAUGAAUACGGUGAUCUAGUUGCAAUGGCAGGAAGCUCUGCUGGUGUGCACAUACCCGCGGUGUUUGUUUCUAGAGUUUCAGGGGAAAGACUGACAAAGUAUGCUGGUGACAUUGAUGUUGAAGUAUGGAUAAUCCCAAGUUUUGUAAACUCUGCCUGGUCCAUCAUGGCUAUAUCAUUCAUUUCGUUACUAGCUAUGUCAGCAGUGCUUUCUACCUGCUUCUUUGUCCGUAGACAUCGGAUACGAAGAGACCGUCCUCGGGCCUCACGUGUUCGUGAAUUUCAUGGAAUGAGUAGUCGUUUGGUGAAAGCUAUGCCAAGCUUGAUAUUUACAUCAGUUUUGGAGGAUAAUUGUACAUCAGUAACAUGUGCUAUCUGUCUUGAAGACUAUAGUGUGGGAGACAAGCUUAGAAUUCUUCCUUGCCGGCACAAAUUUCAUGCUAUGUGCGUUGAUGCGUGGCUUACAUCAUGGAGAACGUUUUGCCCCAUCUGCAAACGUGAUGCAAGAACUAGCAAUGGGGAGCCACCAGCAUCAGAAUCUACACCAUUGCUUUCUUCUAGUCUAGCUUCUUUAUCUUCGUUGUCAUCCCUAAGAUCGUCAUUAGCUUCAUCAUCAGCAAUACAAAUAGGCCAAGGAGGACACCGAUCCCCUUCAGUUUCUCGUCCUCAAUCAAUCUCUAGUACUCCUUAUAACCACCAGUCACUUCAGUCCUACCAUCAGUCACCUCAUCUUACUAUAAGCCGCAGUUCACUUGACCUUCAAAAUGCAUCUUCUCAGAGAUCUCGUGCAUCUUAUUUGAUUUCCCCUCACUCAUUGGGCUAUCCUUCUUUAUCUCCUCUUAAUUCGAGAUACAUGUCACCAUAUAUUCCUAGUCCAGGAAAUGCCUCGUCGAGUUAUAUUGGCUCCUCAAGUCGGCAUCCCAACCCACUGCGUCAUAGUGAGUCAACCACUAGCAUUUCGCCAUUUGCUUCAGCUCAGUCUCUUCCGGGAUGUGAGUCAUGAUGUGUUGAUUCUGGAAAAUUUGGGGUCAAGUUUGUGCUACCCUUUUUACAAGGAUCAGUGAGGUUGGGUCACUUUCACCUCAAAUCACACCUAAAGACAGUGCAACAGCUUUUGGAGAUCAGCAGCUCUGGCAUAUGGGCAGACAGGAAUAUGACAGGAAGCCCUGGAUUUGUAUAUUAUUUGUGUGACACUAAUGUUAUAGUUUUGGUUUCUUUAUUGAGGUUUUUACUAUUUUUGUUUUGAGGUUUUUACGAGUGUGCACGUGCAAAGUGAUGGAUGUUCAUGCUGUAUGCAGUAGCCCCUUUUUACAUACCCUUCUUGUUUUUUGGUUUGCUAUGGAUGUUGUUAGCAAUCUCCAUUUGCUAGAUAGUUUAGGUCUUUUAGUUGAACCUUUUGCUUAAGGCUUGCGCAUGUAUGUAUAGAUAAAUGACACAGAUGACUAAAGUUGCUAGUUUGAAUGUAUUGGGUCAUUUGUAAACCA
Molecule: messenger RNA, 2173 nt
Organism: Solanum dulcamara
Lineage: Eukaryota; Viridiplantae; Streptophyta; Magnoliopsida; Solanales; Solanaceae
Product: receptor homology region, transmembrane domain- and RING domain-containing protein 2-like
Exons: 4
Coding region: 358-1692 (444 amino acids)
Source: RefSeq, a predicted model, not a curated record